Messenger RNA from Naegleria gruberi, 1929 nucleotides. RefSeq lists its product as uncharacterized. The coding region runs from base 1 to 1929 and encodes 642 amino acids. The transcript has a single exon. The record is from RefSeq and is a predicted model, not a curated record. Lineage: Eukaryota; Heterolobosea; Eutetramitea; Acrasida; Naegleriidae.
AUGAAACAAUUGAAUGCUAGAGGAUUAUUUGAAAAUUCUAAAGUGUCGGAAAGUAAUCAUCAGUGUGUUUUAGAUUUAUCCCUCUCUUCAAAAUUACUUUCCACUAAAAUUCAAGACAUUCCACAGAAAGAUAAAUAUGAAAUAAUUAUAAAACCACUAUUCGAAUAUUGUUUCGGAACGAGUGAUGAUUCUGUUUGGGAGAAACUAAAUGAUGAUGAAGAGGAAUACGAAAGUGAUGAUAAUGACCACGAUGAAGAGGAAGAUGAAAGAAUUGAUGAAAAUAAUGACCAAAAUGACACUAGUCAAAUAAUAUAUUUAAAGAUUGAUUGGAACAGAGAUCGAACUUUUAUUCAUGGGCAAAUAUUCAAUUUGGUUGUUGGUAAAUUUCUCAUUUUGGCCAAUAAGCUUGGAUUGUGGAAGAAUAGAUCAUUUGUUUUGACUACGACCGAAUAUAGAGAUAUUAAAACACUCAAGUAUGUGGACGAUAAUUUCAGGAAUGAUAGGGAAAUUGUAAUGGCAGCUGUCAACGAAAAUGGACGUACCCUUAAAUAUGCAUCGAGUGAAUUGAGAAAUGAUUUUGAAAUUGUAAAAACAGCCGCUCGGAAUAAUCGUCGAGCACUGUGGUAUGCAUCGAAACAAUUGAGUAGUAAUAAGGAAAUUGUAAUGACAGCUGUUAAAAGUAAUGGACUAUCUCUUGAAUAUAUGCCUACACAAAUUAGAAAUGACAGAAAAAUUGUUAAAAUUGCUAUACAAGAGAAUGGUAAUGCACUUGGAUAUGCUUCAAAAGAAUUGAAGAGUGAUAAGGAAAUUGCCCUACUUGCUAUAGAAUCAAGCCCAAAAGCAUAUGAAUGUGCAUCUAAUCAAUUGACGAAUGACCAAGAUCUAAUUCUUAAAGUGUUGUCCAAAUCGUGCGACUAUAUUUUCGGUAUUGACCAAUCAAUUAAGCUAUUUAAAAACGAUAGAAAAUUUAUACUUGCUAUUGCAAAGUUGGAUGGCCUUAAAGCCCUUCGUAAUGCUUCACUGGAAUUGAGAGAUAAUAGAGAGAUAGUAAUUGAAGCAGUUCAACAAAAUCCAAAUGCUUUGGUCUAUGCAUCUAGUGAAUUGAGGAAUGACAAGGAGAUUGUGAAAAUGGCAGUAAUGGAAAAUGGAAGCUGUUUGACUUUUGCAUCAAAUGAAUUGAAAGAUGAUAAGGAAAUUGCGGAAUUGGCAUUCAAAUCUUCUGAAAUUGCUGUUCGAUAUUUUUCUGAAAGAUUGAGAAAUGAUAUUGAAUUCCUGAGCGGAUUUGGAAAGAGAGGUUAUUUAUUAAAGAUUUUACCAGAUCAUUUCAUGAAUGACAGAGAAAUAGUAUUGGAAGCAAUCAAACUGGACCCACAAAUUAUUUUGACUCUUCCCAAUGAAUUGAAAAGAGACAGAGAAUUUAUAUUGCAAGCUGUAACAAGAUGUGGUAUGGCACUUCGUGGAGUGAGUUCAGAAUUUCAAAAAGAUAGAGAAUUAGUUUUGGCUGCAGUAACACAAAAUGGAAAUUCAAUCAAUUUUGCCUCACAAGAAGUUUGGAAUGAUAAGGAAAUUGUUCUGAAAGCUGCCGAAACAUGCAAUCAAGAACUAUUACUUAAAUUACCAAGUUUCGACAAACAAAUUUACCUGCAACUCAUCAAAAAACGUGGAGGUGAAUGCCUGAAAUAUUUUCCAAGAAAAUUUCAAAUAGAUAGAGAAAUUCUAAUGGAAGCCUUAAAAACCCAUCCUAAAACUGCAUUCCUCAAUGCUUCUGGCACGUUAAAGGUAAUGGAUCGAGUAUUUGCUAUGCGAGUUGUGAAAAGAGAUGGCAUGCUUUUAGGUGAAAUGUGUUCAAAACACAAAAGUGAUAGAGAAAUAAUUUCCUGUGCAGUCAAACAAAAUAUCAAAGCACUGAAAUAUGCAUCCAUUGAUUGA